CAGUCGAACUAUCGAGUGACAGAAAGAUGGCAUCCACCGAGCAACUUGAUUCACCAACACAGCCUGGCCUUCCGCCUGGAGAUGUCGAAGCAGCUCGUCCCAGAGAAGCGCUGAUUACCACCGCUGUGAAAUUUCUAGAGAACCCAAAAGUACGUCAAACUCCCCUGGCCACCAGAAAAGGCUUCUUGAAAAAAAAAGGCCUGACUGACGAGGAAGUAGAGUUGGCCAUCCAGCGCUCUGGCAGCACAGAGGAGGUCUUGCCUUUGAGUCCUGUGGCCUUUCCACAUUCACCUUAUGCAGUUCCUACACCACCCACUCCAACUGGCUACAGAUGGAGAGACUAUGGUGCUCUCACUGUCAUCAUGGUGGGCAUUGCAUUUGGCUUUCAUCAGCUUUAUAAGAAAUACAUCCUUCCCCUCAUUAUGGGGAGCCGAGAGGACAAGAAGCAUCUGCAGAGGAUGGAAAGCAACAUUGCAGCAAUGAGUGGCACGCUGACACAGACAGUCAACCAACUGCAGCAAACUCUGGUCUCUGUCCAGGAGCUCCUGAUUCAGCAGCAGCAGAAAAUCCAGGAGCUUUCCCAGGAACUGGCUGCAGCUGAGACUUCGUCCUCAACCAACCGCAUCCUAGACAACCAAACAGUUGGAGACCUGAAGGCUGAGAUUUCCUCUUUGAAGGGUUUACUGCUCAGCAGAAAACAAUUCCCUUCCACCCCUGCUAUUCCUAAGAUCCCAUCGUGGCAGAUUCCACUGAAGCCGCCUUCAGCGUCCGGACCACCGUCCAUUAACCACACCAACAGCAGCAGUGACAUCUCCCCUGUCAGCAACGAGUCCUCCAACUCCUCCCCUGUCAAAGAUGGACACCACAGCCCCCAGGAUGCACUGGGAGGGCCAGAUGGAGCUCAUGCUAACAACGAUGAUUCUAGCGCUUUGGGCCCAAGCACAUCACUACCACUGGACCAGGUACGCAUGGAGGUGCAGGGGGAGGAGGAAAAGAAGGAGGAGGAUGGUGAUGUUAGUCAUGUAGAGGAGGUUUUAAGCAUGCAGACUGAAGAUCGACUAGGUGGCGAUGGACAGAUUAAUGAACAAGUAGACAAACAGAGGCGACCCGAGGGUGCCAGCAACGAAAGCGAGGUUGAUUAGCCGUCAGCAGUGAGCACAAAAACACUCUGCAGAACAACACUGAUCCCUGCUUGUGUCUCUCUGCUCCUUGACUCAUACACAGUUUAUUUUUUUAAUCUAGUUUCCCCGUCAGUGUCUGCUUCCCUUUUUUCCCCCCACAUUGAGCAAACUGAAAAGUAGAUAUGAAUGGAGGAAGAUCCACAACUGACAAAUAUCAGGGUGUUUAGUGACACAUGGCUUACCACAAUUUACUUUUGAUCAUGCAAACAAAACAGGCUGCUAAGCCGAGGCCCACAGAGAGAUGUUCCUGUAAAAAAGAGAAAUGACAAGUGAUAGUCAAAUCACACCAACUUUAAAAGCUCGUGUACAACUUUAACAGCCU
Messenger RNA from Nematolebias whitei (Rio pearlfish), 1503 nucleotides. RefSeq names its product peroxisomal biogenesis factor 14 (gene pex14). Gene Ontology annotation, cellular component: peroxisomal membrane; peroxisomal importomer complex. The coding region runs from base 27 to 1142 and encodes 371 amino acids. The record is from RefSeq and is a predicted model, not a curated record. The transcript is spliced from 9 exons. Gene Ontology annotation, molecular function: signaling receptor binding. Lineage: Eukaryota; Metazoa; Chordata; Actinopteri; Cyprinodontiformes; Rivulidae. Gene Ontology annotation, biological process: protein import into peroxisome matrix, docking.